UUUAUGUUCGACAGAGUCUUCAAUAAUGAGGCUCGACAACAAGAUGUUUACGCAUCAACCGCCCAACCUCUUUUGCGUGGACUGUUGGAUGGCUAUAACGCCACUGUGUUUGCUUAUGGGGCCACUGGUUGCGGUAAAACCCAUACUAUCAGUGGUACUGAAGCAGACCCCGGAAUCAUCUAUCUCACUAUGGCCGAUCUUUUCCAACGAAUACAAGACCGCAAGGAUGAAUGGAAUACAGAAGUAAUCGUCACUUUUCUUGAGAUCUAUAAUGAAGAAAUUCGCGAUCUUCUUGCGGAACCUGGUACAGUUUCUCCAAGGGGUGGACUGCAAAUACGCGAGGACAAAUCUGUCAAGGUUGUAGGACUUGUCGAGUCACAUCCUAACAGCGCAGAAGAAGUAAAGGAGAUUGUUCUGCAGGGUAAUUCUCGUCGCACUCAAUCUCCUACUCAUGCAAACGAAACAUCAUCCCGAUCUCAUGCCGUCUUGCAAGUACAUGUCACCCAGGCUCCUCGAACUGCCUCAAUUACCGAGCAACGUACAAUGGCGACAUUAUCCAUCAUCGAUCUUGCUGGUAGCGAGCGUGCGGCCGCUACCUCAAACAUGGGGCAGCGGAUGGUAGAAGGGGCAAAUAUCAACAAGUCCCUGUUAGCUCUGGGCAAUUGUAUCAAUGCACUAUGUGAAAGCGGAGGUGCCAUACGACACGUACCAUACCGCAACAGCAAGCUUACGCGCUUGCUGAAAUUCUCGCUCGGAGGAAACUGUAAAACCGUGAUGAUCGUUUGUAUCGCCCCCACAUCGCAGCAUUUUGAUGAUACGCACAACACGCUUCUUUACGCUGAACGCGCCACGAAGAUUAAGACUAAG
Molecule: messenger RNA, 867 nt
Organism: Serpula lacrymans var. lacrymans S7.9
Lineage: Eukaryota; Fungi; Basidiomycota; Agaricomycetes; Boletales; Serpulaceae
Exons: 2
Biological process (GO): mitotic sister chromatid segregation; microtubule depolymerization; microtubule-based movement
Cellular component (GO): kinesin complex; mitotic spindle midzone; mitotic spindle astral microtubule
Molecular function (GO): microtubule binding; ATP hydrolysis activity; ATP binding
Source: RefSeq, a predicted model, not a curated record